UGCAUCCAAAAUUUCAGCGUGAGGCGCCUUCUAGCCGGAAAUUUUUUGUUUUUGCCGCACAUCUCGUACGUGCUGAGGCGACAACAGCUCGGAGGGGGCUUGCUGCCUGGCCCCGAGCCUCACCCGCCGCCUCGCUGGGAGGCUGAUUUGCCUUUAACAGCUGGAGCAAAUCAACAGGUACACAGCUCAGAGCUGCAGCGACCAGGACGAGAGAGCAGCACCUGGCGAAUGUCUGCGCCUCCUGCAGCUGUUCAACGUCAGGGGAAUUCUGUCGGGGAAUAAAAGAUGGCAACUUUUCGGCAUGCUUAUUUAGCAAGCCCUCCUGAACACGGCGGGCUUUCCUCCCGCGGAGCAGUCGAGGCUGCAGCCUCAACUACUUAAAUUAAGAAGCCCCCGCCCGCCGGCCCGCCUCCGCGGGCCCCGGCGCCCGAGGGAGAGCCGCCAAAGCGACGAGUGGGGAAGGGCCAGGGAGGUGAGGCCUCGGAGGCCAGCGCGGCUCCAGCUCCAGCUCCUCCUCCUCCCUCGCCUUGCCUCGCCAGGGCCCUUCGAGCGCCGGAAGAUCCGGGUCGUGAGGAGGGAGCAGGAAGUCGAGACGUGGCCGCCCAGCUGAGCAGCAGGGGGGCAAGGAGAGCGGGUUGGCGAUGGCGGCCGCGGCGGCACUGAGCUCGGAGCGGCUGGAGGUCUCCAUUGACGGCCUCACCCUGAGCCCGGACUCGGAGGAUGCCCGGGUGGGGCAGGCGGAGCCUAGGCCGCGCUCCGCUCCUGCGGGCAGAGGGAGCCGGGCGGGGGCUACCCCUCAGCCAGGGCAGCAGGUCGCCGAAGAGGAAGAGGAGGCCGGGGACGAGGCGGACGAAGACGGCGAAGGCGAAGGCGGAGGAGCCGGAGGAGACGACGGGGCGCUGAGCCUGAGCCGGCGCUGGGGCUUCGGCCUGGAGGAGUUGUACGGCUUGGCGCUGCGCUUCUUCAAAGAAAAAGACGGCAAAGCAUUUCACCCCUCUUACGAAGAAAAGCUAAGACUUGUUGCACUGCAUAAGCAGGUUCUGUUGGGACCUUAUAAUCCAGACACUUGUCCAGAAGUUGGAUUCUUUGAUGUGCUGGGAAAUGAUAGAAGGAAAGAAUGGGCUGCCCUUGGAAACAUGACAAAGCAAGAUGCCAUGACAGAGUUUGUAAAGCUCUUAAAUAGGUGUUGUCAUCUCUUCUCAACAUAUGUUACUUCUCAUAAAAUAGAAAGAGAAGAGCAGGAGAAGAAAAGGAGAGAAGAAGAGGAACGUAGGCGUCGUGAAGAGGAAGAACGAGAGCGCUUGCAAAAGGAGGAAGAAAAGCGUAGGCAAGAAGAGGAAGAAAGGCAGAGGCGAGAGGAAGAAGAAAGGCGGCGGAUAGAAGAAGAAAGAUUCCGAAUGGAACAGCAGAAACAACAGAUAAUGGCAGCAUUGAACUCUCAGACUGCUGUUCAGUUCCAACAGUAUGCAGCCCAGCAGUAUCCAGGCAACUAUGAGCAGCAGCAGCUCUUAAUUCGUCAGCUCCAGGAACAGCACUACCAACAGUACAUGCAGCAACUUUAUCAAGUCCAACUAGCACAGCAACAGGCAGCUUUACAGAAACAGCAGGAAGCUGCAGCCACAGCAGGAGCUUCAGCUUCUUCUGUGUCAAAGGGAAACCCAGCUGCUACAGGGGAAAUCCCAUCAAUAAAUGGGCAAACUAGUUCUCAUACAGACAGCCCUGAAAAGGACCUGGAAACAGAUGCUUUAGAAGAAGCAUUAGAGAAUGGACCAAAAGAAUCUGUUCCAGUGAUAGCAGCACCAUCCAUGUGGACACGGCCUCAAAUAGCAGACUUCAAAGAGAAAAUUCGCCAGGAUGCAGACUCUGUCAUCACAGUUGGCAGAGGAGAAGUAGUGACAGUCCGUGUACCAACUCAUGAAGAGGGUUCUUAUCUCUUCUGGGAGUUUGCUACAGACAAUUAUGACAUUGGUUUUGGGGUGUAUUUUGAAUGGACAGACUCCCCUAACACAGCCGUCAGUGUACAUGUUAGUGAAUCCAGUGAGGAUGAGGACGAAGAUGAAGAAAAUGCUAGUACUGAAGAAAAAGCCAAAAAGAACGCCAACAAGCGUCAAUUAGAUGAAAUAGUGCCUGUGUACAGACGAGACUGUCAUGAAGAGGUGUACGCUGGCAGCCACCAGUAUCCAGGGAGAGGAGUCUAUCUCCUUAAAUUUGACAACUCAUACUCACUAUGGAGAUCAAAAACAGUUUAUUACAGAGUCUAUUAUACUAGAUAAAAAUGUUGUGGUGUCGGAGGCUGGGGCAAUGCAGAAGACAUGUUUGGAACAUCCAUCAAGCAUACUUGGACCUUUUGACUCAGUUACCCUGUCUGAUGUGUCUGUAUGGUGUGUGUGUGUGUGUGUGUAUGUAUGAGGGUGUGUGUGUGUUAACAUUUGACACUGGGGGUUGGGCUUUCUUCUGCAACUCAUUGUUAAUGCAGUUAGUGGGAUUACGAUUUCCCCAGUCCUUUCUGGUGACAUGGUUCUUUGCCAGAACUUAAAACAAAAGGUCAAACAAGAGGCAUAUAUUGACCUUUAAUACCCCUUAAAAUCAAAUACAUAUAUACAGUGGGACAGUGUUUCAUUGGUGGCAGCUGGUAUGAAGUUCCUUAGCGUAUACACUUCAAGCAUUUAAACACAAUAAAUCUGUUAAUUGUUUGUUUGACAGGACUAGCCUUAUUUGCGGGGGCAAGUGUCUGAUGCACACUGCAUUGGAGCAAGCAAGUUUCUUAACUGUAUUUGAAUGUCAGAUUUUUGCAUCAUUAAACUUGAAACCUUAGUGGAUGCAGUUUAGAAUCCAAUUUGUCUUGUGUCUGCUCUCAUUGAUGAAAUCAUUUGGAGCAUCUCAGUCUGAACAGCAUGCUUACUGGGUAAGAAAUAAAAGUUUGGGUGAAUGUU
This is a messenger RNA of Pogona vitticeps (central bearded dragon), 2933 nucleotides long. RefSeq names its product acyl-CoA binding domain containing 3 (gene ACBD3). Gene Ontology annotation, cellular component: Golgi membrane. The record is from RefSeq and is a predicted model, not a curated record. NCBI's taxonomy places the organism in Eukaryota, Metazoa, Chordata, Lepidosauria, Squamata, Agamidae. Gene Ontology annotation, molecular function: fatty-acyl-CoA binding.